Molecule: messenger RNA, 1122 nt
Organism: Choloepus didactylus (southern two-toed sloth)
Lineage: Eukaryota; Metazoa; Chordata; Mammalia; Pilosa; Megalonychidae
Product: translation initiation factor IF-2-like
Exons: 4
Coding region: 1-1122 (373 amino acids)
Source: RefSeq, a predicted model, not a curated record
AUGGACGGAGGUCACAUCAGGCAGGCAGUGCGUGCAAAGAGGCAGCAGAGGGCCGACCCUGGAAGAGCCCUAGCAUCUCAGGAGGGAGCAGAGGAAGAGGAUGUCAUGUGGGAAACUGCCAUGCGGGGAGGUGGGUGCGAGGAGACCCAGGAGAGCACGGGGUCCCAGAAGCCAAGCAAGAGGGGUGGUCCUCCGCUCCACGUGCUGCAGUUAGAACCCCCUCAGCGGAGGACUAACAAGGCUCACCUUGCUGGCGUCGCCUCAGGGGUGGACGCGGCAGCUUGGGGACCCGUGGCCGAGGAAAGGGGGGAGCUGGGAGAGGUGGGGGUGCUCCCUCCCAGCGGAAGCUGCUUCGGAGCGAAGGAGCGGGCCCCGCCGGGACCCCCACCUCCUCCCUUCCCGCGGCGCCCCCUCCCCGCGCCGGCCCUCCCGAGCCCGGGCACAGAGCGGGGCGUCCGCCGCCUCUCCCGCUGCCAGCCCGCACUUACCCGCUCCGGGGGCGCGCGGGGCUCCGCAGGCAGCGAUGGGAGCCGAAGCCGGGAGAGACGGAGAGCGGCGGAUUGCGGGCCGCCUUCACCCGCCACCUUCCCCUCCCGCCCCCGCGGGGCCAGGGUGGGGGCAGCCCGGCCGCUCCGCCCGCCGCAGGCCCGGGAGGCCGCUCACAGCCCCGCGCCGACGACGGGCAUUUCCUGCCCGGCACCCUGCGCCUCUCGCCUGCGCCGCUUCCCCGGGCGCAGGCCUCCCCUCCGCGCCCCUCCACUUCCAGGCUCCGGUCUCCCCGCCACCGGCGGGCAGGACUCGCACAGAAGCCUGCACGGAGGGCUCUUUGUUUGGGAGUUUGGCUUUCUUCAAUUCAGAGCACACCCGGCGACUGAAGACUGUGUGUUGUUCCUGAGAGCACCCCCAAUAAACUUCCUGCAUGCAGAUCUCCUCCACGCAGAGUUGUUUCCUAGAAAUCCACCGAGAGAGGUCAAUUCUGGGAAUGGUCUGCUUUCCUCCCAAGAAAUUCCAGUUACGCUUCUAAACUGGCCAGGGUCCAUGUCUGUGGACGGAGCUGAGAACCGUGACUCCAGUACUUGCCUACUGCACUGGGUGUUAGUGACGGAGCGGAGCAUUAGAUGA